Aplysia californica (California sea hare) is the source of this 979-nucleotide messenger RNA. Its product is annotated as ena/VASP-like protein. The record is from RefSeq and is a predicted model, not a curated record. NCBI's taxonomy places the organism in Eukaryota, Metazoa, Mollusca, Gastropoda, Aplysiida, Aplysiidae. Gene Ontology annotation, molecular function: SH3 domain binding.
UGAGGUGCCCAUCAUCUCGGCGCGGGCGUCGGUGAUGAUCUACGAUGACGCCAACAAGAAAUGGGUGCCCAGCGGCUCCACGCAGGGCCUCUCCAAGGUGCAGAUCUACCAGCACACCAGCAACAACACUUUCAGGGUGGUCGGCAGGAAGCUACAGGACCAUGAGGUGGUUAUAAACUGCGCUAUACUUAAAGGACUCAAGUAUAAUCAAGCCACUCCUACAUUCCACCAAUGGCGAGACAGUCGGCAAGUCUACGGUCUCAAUUUCGCCUCGAGGGAAGAUGCAGAGAACUUCUCACAAGCCAUGCUGACGGCGUUGGAAACUUUAAACAGUUUAUACCGUCAACCCCCACCCAUGGCUCCGCCCCCUCAACCACCUCAGCCCCAGCCUCAAGGAAACAUCUAUGCCCAGGCCCAUAAUGCCGUCAAUGGACCUUCAGAGCAGGAGGAUAGGAUGCAAAGGGACGAGCCGCCCACUCACAAGCGACAGAUGUCAGGGGGUGGAGGUAUGCGUGAAACGGAGGAGAUGCUGAUCCAGCUCCUCCUGGGCCCAGUUCCUCGCCCGAUGUACGUCGACCCUGGGAGAAAUCUGCGGGCAAUGGAGGAGCCAACAGGCCUAAGGAAUCCAUCACUGACCGGACAGGAAGCUGUGGCCCCGGUGAACGGCGGAGGAGCUCUCGGUGGGGACAUGGAGGCCCUCAAGCAGGAGAUCCUCACUGAGAUGAGAAGAGAGAUGAACAAGAUGAAGAGUGAAAUUAUUGACGUUCUUCCAGUUUACUUGAGCCGUGGGACAUCAGCUGAGCGCAGUCCCUUGACCUGCUACUCGUGUCACGAUGACCCAGACGACCCGGAGGACUGUCUGCUGCAGGAAGAAACCUGUGACCCGGGGGAGGAACUGAACUUGGGCCUCCUGUGUGCUACAGCAAAGGGCCUAACAGUUACUGCUACACCACAGCCAUUGGUCUUCGUGAAUAUCUGA